AGUGGAGAGGCAGAUGUUGCGCCUCCAGAAUACGACCCGUGGACGGGGGCUGAUGACAGAUUGAGCCUGCCUCCUUCGUUCUCGGCAUCGAUGGCCGACGAACGGAGCCCGGCAGCAAAUGCUGACUUUGAUGACGCCAAAAGAGCACAUGCCUGGUGUGCUGAAACGCCUUUAUGGACUGCUCAUGAGCAUCCAUCCAUGUUAGUGUCCCGAAUUGAUGCUGGCGAUUUGAGACUCACUGUGCCACCAAACACCACGGACGUCACACAGUAUCAGCCAGCAAUGGGCACCAGCUAUGUGAGAACGGGUAGCGGCAUUAGUGACACCAUCCUGCUCUCAGACGUGCCCAUCUAUGCUGCACAACAUCAUACGCCUCUUGCAACAGGUCAGCAACGAACGAUUUAUUUUGAAGUCAAGAUCAUGGGGGUGGGUGAUCGAUAUGGGACGGGAAAGAAUGUUGAGUCUGGCAUCGCGAUCGGGUUUGUCGCUCCUCCGUAUCCUGCCUGGCGAUUGCCAGGAUGGCAUCGAGGCUCAUUGGGCGUCCACUCAGACGAUGGCCGACGCUAUGUUGAUAACAGCUAUGGUGGUGUCGAGUUUGUACCAGCUUUUGGCAAGGGUGAUGUUGUCGGCAUUGGCAUGACAUUUCAUCCUCCCGUUCAUGGCCGGAUCACCACGGGUUGCGACGUCUUCUUCACGAGAAAUGGCAAACGAGAGAACGGGUGGGACUUACAUGAGGAACAGCCGAAGAAUCAGGACGCUGGCGACAUCACAGGGUUGGAAGGCGAGCAUGACUUGCUUGCGGCGGUUGGUGUUUUUGGCAGUGUGGAAUUCGAGUGCAUUUUCAACCAGGAAAACUGGUUGUUCAAG
Pseudocercospora fijiensis CIRAD86 is the source of this 867-nucleotide messenger RNA. RefSeq lists its product as uncharacterized. Lineage: Eukaryota; Fungi; Ascomycota; Dothideomycetes; Mycosphaerellales; Mycosphaerellaceae. The record is from RefSeq and is a predicted model, not a curated record. The annotation marks the transcript as partial. The transcript has a single exon.